This is a messenger RNA of Lethenteron reissneri (Far Eastern brook lamprey), 2067 nucleotides long. RefSeq names its product RNA-binding motif protein, X chromosome-like. The record is from RefSeq and is a predicted model, not a curated record. Gene Ontology annotation, molecular function: RNA binding. Lineage: Eukaryota; Metazoa; Chordata; Hyperoartia; Petromyzontiformes; Petromyzontidae.
CGUUUUUCCCGCCUCCACCCAACCCCCUCACACCGCGAGGCGACGAAAGGGCCAAGAGGGUGCGCGCGUCUCUCGUCGUCUCUUCUCGCCUCGUCAACUUGCCGCCACACCACCACCUCGUCGUCGUCUUCGUCGUCGGCCACCGCCACUCCUCCGUCAGCCAGAAGCGAAGCGGUGCCGCUGCGUCGCCCUCGGGCUGCUGCUGCUCGAGGCCUUCUAAAAACCAGGAAUGGGGGAGGCAGAUCCAGGAAAACUCUUUGUUGGAGGCCUGAACAUUGACACCACCGAGAAGGCUUUGGAAGCGACCUUCUCCAAAUAUGGAAGAGUUGCAGACGUUCUGCUGAUGAAGGACCGCGAGACGAAUUUGUCUCGGGGGUUUGCAUUCGUCACCUUCGCCAACCCGGAAGAUGCCAAGGAAGCUGAGAGAGACGCCAAUGGAAAGGUGCUGGAAGGGCGUGCGAUGCGGGUGGACCAGGCCACCAAGCCAUCGUUUGAGAGCUUCCCAGGCGGAGGACGCUACGGCUUCUCCCGCGGGCCCCCCAGAGGUGGCUCCUCCAGAGGGCCCCCCAUGAAGCGUGGACCCCUGGAUCGGGGGGACGGGCCUCCUGCCAAACGGCCGAUGACCAUGGCUGGUGGACCUCCCCGUGGUGGCGGCCGCGGAGGCUUCAGAGGGCCAGGCCCACGCGACAUGGAUGGCUACGGUGGGCCUCCGCGCAGAGAGAUGAUGCCGCGGCGAGAUGACUACGUGCCCAGGGAUGAAUACUACAGCAGCAAAGACAGCUACGCGCGCCGAGACUACGGGGGCUCGCGUGAUGGGCGCGACUACCCCCCGCCCCCGCCCAAGGAGUACCGUCCGCCCCCAGGCCGCGACGACUACCACGGGCCCAGCUCGCGCGCGUACGGGUACGACCCCGGCUCCCUCCGCACUUCCCGCUCGCCAGGGCCUGCAUCCAGGGAGCGAGACAUCUACGGCAGCGGUGGCCGAGACCACAUGCGCGAAUAUCCUGGCGAGCGGCCAGGCGCUGGCUCCUACCGCGACGGCUAUGCGGGUUACGGAAGCUCGCGGGGAGGCCCGCCUCCCUCUUACGGGGGCGGCAGUGGAGGGGGCGGCCGAUACGACGAUUACGGCCCUAGUUCGCGUGACCCCUAUGCGCCCGGGAGCACCCGCGAAUACCCGGGAGGGCGCGCCACCAGCGACGGAUACGGCCUGGGUCGUAGCGGAGAUAGGAUGGGGCGCGCCGAGCGAGGACCCCCGCCCCCUCCCCCGCCCCCCCCCAUGGAAAGAAGCUAUGCCCCCCGCGACUCGUACGGAAGCUCUUCCCGCGGCCCCCCACGCGAUUCGUUUGGCGGCGGUGGCGGCGUCCCGCCACCCAGAGAUUCUUACGGCGCCUCAUCCGCGUACCGUGGAGCGCCCCGCGACGCGUACGGUGGAUCGGCCCGCGGCCCCCCGCCGCGCGACGUGUACGCGGGCGCGCCCCCCCGUGACAUUUAUUCCGGCUCCAGCCGAGGGCCCCCUCGCGUCUCCGAACACCGUGGGGAGGGCCGCAACCGAUACUGAUUACGAUUUUAGCGAGGAGUUGGCGCUCGCUGUCAGGUGUCGUGUUAGUAUCCCACCCGCUGGCGGCACUCGUGUGAACACCAACGUCUGAACGUUUUGGCAACCAUCCGCUAUUUGUGCCGUCCCUACUGAUCCUACACUUUUCAGAGUUUGCAGAGCCCCCUCGAUGUUUAGACUGCAUUCUCCUCCGUUUGGUUUGUCCCUUUUAAAUUUGUGUACUUACUGUUUUUGAAAAAAAGGAAAAAAAUCCUAUUUUGCAGCGUUUCCUCCUGUGAAACAUUUGGCAUAUUAAUAAGAUAGAGUUGACUUUGGGAGAUGUCAAAUGGACAUCUUUUAUUCAUAUUGCUAAUGACAGACUUUGUUAUUUUGUUAUUUUUUUAAGAUUGGAGCAGGCACACUCCCAAUCUAGACAUUUGUGACGAUCGUUGUUCGAAACUGCUUCAUUGAGAAUUUGUAUUUUGUUGGUUUCUUUUUAAAGCUCAAUAAAUAUGCAUAAAGCUAAGCUGUGA